Molecule: messenger RNA, 2052 nt
Organism: Solenopsis invicta (red fire ant)
Lineage: Eukaryota; Metazoa; Arthropoda; Insecta; Hymenoptera; Formicidae
Product: hydrocephalus-inducing protein homolog
Exons: 12
Coding region: 1-2052 (683 amino acids)
Biological process (GO): cilium movement; axonemal central apparatus assembly
Cellular component (GO): axoneme
Source: RefSeq, a predicted model, not a curated record
AUGAGUUUAGAAACGCAAAUAGUAACAUUGCUUGGUCACGGAAUCGAACAUAAACUGCAAAUAAGCGAUCUCGAUAUUAAUUUUUCACCCACAAUACUUUCUACUGGAGUGCUGGAAAAAGUGUUCACGAUCAAAAAUACGAGCAAUUAUCCUAUAGAAUUUUUCUGGCAUCAUCUCGACAGUCUUUUUCUAGAAGAGGAGCGAAUCACAGAGGCACUGACUCGUUACUACGGAGUUAAAGAAAUCCUAUUACCGCCUCGAAAACUCGGAGAGAGAAUGCCGUCAUCUUUAAUGGAAUUCUAUAAUAGCCUCAUGAGCGAGAUGGCGUACACUUUGUCGGCGGAAGUAAUCGAGGAAAAAAGUACCACUACGCUGAAUGACGACAACGAACUUUCAAAUGUGGAACGCAAGAAAAGAAUACGAGCAAGAAAGAAAUCGUCUAGUACGUCGAGAUUAUUUGUUCAACAAUUUCCGACUCGUGAAAGAUCAAAAAUGAAUCUGCAAAAAGAUUUUAACGUCGACAGACGGAAACGGAAGAACGAACUCGACUUUCCUCGCGAACCUCCAAUAUUACCAACAAACGAUCCCCAAGAACUUCACAAUUUGCUCCUAUGCUAUAUAGAGACUCUGCGUAAAGAUCCAAGUUCUUACAAAAGAAUAGGAGAUCCUGUAAAGGAAUUGUUUGAUAGUCAGAAAACAAAAUCAAUUUCGGAGCUUGAUUUUUCGCAACCAGCCAAGAAAGUUUGCAUUAUCUUUCAUGGCGCGCCGUUUACUGAAUAUCAAGAAACCGCGUGCAGAAGUGCUAAGGUAUUGCAAGUACCUCUACUAUGCAUAGACAAUGUAAUUAUCGAAGCCAUCGCGCUUGGCGACAAUUGCGUUUCCCUCAAGUUGCGACAGAUCGUCGACGACGCUUAUCAGAAACAUUUGUUGGCUUUCGAGAGACUCAAAGAUAAUUUGGAAACUAAUCUGCCAAUAACAAAGAAAACCGACGUAGAAAUCGUGGAACAUGAUCAAACAAUUGCAAAGAAAUCACCUACGAUAACAAAGUCACCAAAAUCUCCAAAAGCAACUAAAAUUGAUUUAAAAACAAAGACGGAAAUCGAUGGACACUCAGAGAGUGAUAUUCCGCCUCAAUUAAUGAUUUCAUUCGAAAAGGAAUUUGCUAAGAUUCCAAGAGAACAAGAUUUGAAAUUUUUAGAUCCUAUAAAUGUUUACGAAUAUAAAAUUCAAACAAUUUUGCUAUUGCAAAGAAUUUUUUCACAUUGCGCGACAAUUGAACCGAAAGUUAAUGAGAAAGACAAUACUUUUCUCGGAAUUGAUAUUGACUUAUUAAUCAAAGUUUUUGAAGAAAGGUUAUCGUCACUAGAUUUCAAGAACGGUUUCGUUCUGCAAACUUUAAACAAUGUGUUUUUUAAAAACGAAAUUACUACACUGCUCACCUUACUCAACAUUAUUGGACAUGUAGAAUAUUCAUUGUUUGUAACUUUUCUAAACUCGAUGGAUACUUAUACUCGAAAAAUGGAGGAAUUGCGGAAGUUAGAAGCGCAACGACUAGCGGAAGAAGUUGCUAAGAAAAUUCAGGAAAUUGAUGAAAUGUCAUUAUCGGAGUAUGAGCUACUUCCAGACGAAGAUAAAAAGUUUUAUUUGGAAUUAACUUUACCAAUAAAGAAACAAGAAGCAUUGCAAAGGCGAACGAAAUAUUUACAACAAAUUACGGAAUUACGAAACAAAAAAGUAUUGACAUACAGUCUAGAAGAAAAGUCUCAAACUUUUGAAGCGCUCACAAGCAAAAGAGAAAUUCCAGAUUAUGAAGAUCUUGAAAGCAGUAAUAGUUCUAAACCAAUUUUAGAAAAACAGGAAAAAUCGAAAGAAUUGCAGGAUAUUGCCAGUGCCAUGAAUGAUUAUUAUAGCCGUCUUUCAGCCAUAGAAAACAUCAUCAAAAACUGGGAUCCUCUUAAAAAGGAUGCAUUGCUCACUCCAAAAGACAAAUUGAAAACUGAUAGACUGAUAGAUACUAAAGACAAAAGUUCUGAUAUCAGUAAAGAGGUAUAA